Messenger RNA from Trichosurus vulpecula (common brushtail), 2370 nucleotides. It is a transcript of the gene GAMT, whose product is annotated as guanidinoacetate N-methyltransferase. The transcript has 6 exons. Gene Ontology annotation, cellular component: cytoplasm; nucleus. NCBI's taxonomy places the organism in Eukaryota, Metazoa, Chordata, Mammalia, Diprotodontia, Phalangeridae. Gene Ontology annotation, molecular function: guanidinoacetate N-methyltransferase activity. Bases 125 to 883 code for a protein of 252 amino acids. Gene Ontology annotation, biological process: creatine biosynthetic process. The record is from RefSeq and is a predicted model, not a curated record.
GGAGGAGGGGCUAGGGGCGGGCCGGGUCCAGCUGGGCCAGGGCUCCCUUCUUCCCCCUACCCCCAGCGCUCUGGCUCCGUGCCUGUGCUGGGCUCCCCGCCCCCUGGUAUAAAGUCAGCUUCGCAUGCUUCUUGCCUCCAGAGUGGGGACUGACUGCCACGACCCGACCAUGAACGCAGAGGCUGCCCCUGCGCCCAUCUUCCAGGCCGGAGAGGACUGCCGGCCCGCUUGGCAAAAAGCGGCGGCCGGCUACGAUGGGCCCGACACGCACCUGCAGAUACUGGGCAAGCCGGUGAUGGAGCGCUGGGAGACCCCCUACAUGCACUCGCUGGCCGCCGUAGCCUCCUCCCGAGGGGGAAGGGUCCUGGAGGUCGGCUUCGGGAUGGCUAUUGCCGCCAGCAAGGUGCAGGAAGCCAACAUCCAGGAGCACUGGAUCAUUGAGUGCAAUGAUGGCGUCUUCCAGCGGCUGCAGGAAUGGGCCCAGCAUCAGCCCCACAAGGUCGUCCCCUUGAAAGGCUUGUGGGAAGAGGUGGCACCCAACCUGCCCGAUGGACAUUUUGAUGGAAUUCUGUAUGACACCUACCCCCUCUCUGAGGAGACCUGGCAUACCCACCAGUUCAACUUCAUCAAGGCUCAUGCUUUCCGCCUGCUGAAGCCUGGCGGUGUUCUCACUUACUGCAACCUGACAUCCUGGGGAGAACUGCUGAAGACCAAGUACACAGAUAUCACAAAGAUGUUCGAGGAGACCCAGAUUGCAGUCCUGGUAGAGGCAGGUUUCAAGAAGGAGAAUAUCAGCACCACUGUGAUGGACCUGGUGCCCCCCGAGGAAUGCCGCUACUACUCCUUCCCCAAGAUGAUCACCCCAACAGUCCUCAAACACUGAGGGUGCCCAGCUUCCUCUUUCUGUCAGGCUGACCCUGGAAUGGGGGCACCAGGGACUCUCCAGCCUGCCGGCGCUAGAGCCGAGGAUUGCUCAGUAGAUCCCAGCCAACUUCCUAACAGGACUGACAGGGGAACUUGACACAAGAGAGGCAGAGACAAGCAGGGGGAUUGAGGGACUCUCUAGUCCUGUCUCUUGACUCAAAGCCUCCAGGGUGGCAAAGUGGCUUCUAUUUCAAUACAACAAACACAUAUUAAGCUCUGGUUAGAGUCCAGUGCUAGAAGUUAAGGCUCAGGGUUUUUCUGCCUUUUGAUUUGUCUACCAUCUCAGUCCUUUUAAGCUGCUCAGGGCCUUUAUUUGUCUCAUCUGUAGAAAGGGUGUAUGUACCUGCUUGACAGGAAUUGACUACUCUCAGAAGUAAUAGUCUAUCUAAAUGGGAAUUUCUUAUCCAGAAGCCACUGCAAGGAAUUGUUUUAAGGAAAUGCCCCUUCCUUGGUUUAUCAAGUGCCCAUAAUGUGCUCCUUGGUGCUGGAGAAGUACCGAGAAGUCUAGAGCUUGGCCCCCUGCCCUCUAGGGGCUUGUAUCCCAUCUUUUAUAUUGAUAAUCCAAGGGUGAGUCCAGGGGCCAAAUGUUCAUGUCACGGGGUUUCCCCUCAUUGGGCGGCUUCAAACUUGUUGGGGAUGGGAUUCUUGUUCAGGUUAUAGCCGAGCUAGACUGGAUGGUCUCUGAGGUCCCCACAGCCUCUACCGAGAGCAGGGAAAAUGUUUUUAUCUUUCUUUGAAUUCUCAGGUCUGACGCUAUGCUUAAUAAGUUUGUUGACUGAUUAAGGCCUUUCCUUUGAGACGGGUAAAGAGUAACCCCAUUUUAUAGAUCACAGAGAGGCAUUGUAUCACCUGGACAGUAGCCAGAGCUGGCCUUGGAGCCAGGAAGACCCGGGUUCAAGUCUCGCCUCUGGCCUCUGACACAUACUUGCCGGUGACUCUGGCCAAGUCACGAAACCUCGUCAUUCUAGGCAUCUCCUUCAGACUAAGCUGCAGUCCUACAUUGGUAGAGGAAGUUUCCUCAUUGGAGAGUUCCCUUUAAUUGAUAAAAUCAGAGGUUCAGUCCCUAUCCCUUUAUAGAUAAAGAAUCUGAGAAGUGACUUGUCCACAGCCACUAAAGAUGGAGCUGGGAUCUGAAUUCAGGUCUCUUGAUGCCUAGAGCUCUAUCAAACUGAGGUCCAGAGGCUGAGGGACUCUAGGCCCCAGGCAUGUUCCACUACACCCUGUUUGUUCCCUUUUAGUCUGUUUCCCUGCUUAAGUCCGUUUGGAAGCCUUAACUUUUACUAAUACACUUCGAGGCCCCCUCUGUCCUUUGUUCAGAUUCUGGUGCUCUUCAAACCCGGGGCUCUGCUGGGGCGCCAGAGGUCCUGCGGGGGAAGGGAAGGCCCUGCAUCUUCUCAGUUGUAGCAGAAAGUCUGCUGCUCAAAUAAUAAAGGAAUUCUGACCUCA